AUGAGAUAUGUCGCCCGCACAACAGUACGCAUGUUUCUGGAAGCAAAAGAUAAAAUGCUUGAUACAUCUACAAGGCAAACACGUGAUUGGACUGGUCUUAUUAGCCAAGUGAAAGAAGCAUUUCGCAAAGAUAGAUUGGCCUUUCCAUAUGAUGUGCCAUGUGGGAUAGAACGUGCAUUUAGUGUGUCCUGUUUCGUUCCCAUCUUUGAAUUUACCUGUAUCAACUGA
This is a messenger RNA of Schistosoma rodhaini, 228 nucleotides long. The record is from the annotation of a GenBank genome assembly. Lineage: Eukaryota; Metazoa; Platyhelminthes; Trematoda; Strigeidida; Schistosomatidae.